Messenger RNA from Gaeumannomyces tritici R3-111a-1, 1994 nucleotides. RefSeq lists its product as hypothetical. The transcript has a single exon. The record is from RefSeq and is a predicted model, not a curated record. Gene Ontology annotation, molecular function: protein-folding chaperone binding. Lineage: Eukaryota; Fungi; Ascomycota; Sordariomycetes; Magnaporthales; Magnaporthaceae. Gene Ontology annotation, biological process: protein stabilization. Bases 346 to 1746 code for a protein of 466 amino acids.
ACCGGGCGUAAAAGAAACAGCCUCGCAACUUCUAGGCGGAGUAGCGGUCCGGCUUCCAUUGAAUAAGACGACAAACCCUUUGUGCUGAACAAUAAGAUUGUAAUCAUUGUCACGCCUCUAUCUUCGAUUCCAAUCCAUGCGUGUGCCUUAAAAAGCAGGUGUACUUGCUAAGUCGGGCGAGACGUGUGGGUUGGAAUUCUAUCACGCCCCUCACCAAAACGCCCACUGUACAAGCAGCGCAACAGUGGACAUUCGAACACCAAGCUCUCGGCCCAUUAACAGCCUGUGCGGCGGUAGACUUUGCGCAACAGUGAAACAAGCACAGCAGAAGCUCGCUCGCCCGCCAUGUCGGAAAUCACAAACGGCCACAAGGGCAUGGAGCUCGUCAAGGAGGGCAAAUGGGACGAGGCCGUGACGUAUCUCACCAGGGCCAUCAAGGUGCGGCCGUCGCCGGCGUGGCUGCUCGCGCGCGCGCAGGCGUACCAGCAAAAGGGCGAGCUGGACCGGGCGCUCGUCGACUGCGAGCACGCCUACGUCGAGGCGACGCAGCGCCAGUCCGGGCGCGAGCAGAACAUGCGCGAGGCGCAGUACCGGCGGGGGGUGAUCGCCUUCCGCCAGGGCCGCCUCGCCGACGCCGACGCCUGCUGCUCGUGGGCCAUGCGCCUCGCCCUCGGUCACCCGGCCCGCGAGCAGCCCGACCCCGUGGCGGCGCGGGCGGUGGGGCCCGAUGGCGUCUACGAGGUCACGCCGGCCGAUGCCGAGGCGGACGGCAGGGAGGCCGUGGAGAUUGACAACGCCGGCGGCGACGGCAAGAACCUCGCGUCGGCAUCCAAGAAGAAGGAGUGGGUCCGCCCGCACUCGUUCCGCGUCGUCGUGCUUGGCCACAUGCAGAAGCUGCCCGCCGACGCGCCGGGUCGCAGGCUCACAGUCACGCGCGAGCCCAAGCCGCCCGCGCUCGUCGACGGGGAGUACAAACCGGAGCAGACCGCGGCGGCGUCCUCGGCGACCCCGUCCGCCAAGACGGCACCGGCCGCGGCAGCGCCUGCCACUGCAGCGGCGGGGGCGGUCCCCAAGGAGCAGAAGCUCCGGAUCGACCACUUCCAGAACAAGGAGGUCGUCACGCUCUCCAUCUUCGUCAAGGGCGCCGACAAGGAUAGGGUCGCGGUCGAGCGCGCCGGUGGCGACAUCGUCGUCGUGCGCAACAUCCCCAGGCAGUCGAACCCGGACCUGGUGCUGAAGCUGAGCCACGCCAUCUCGGCGGCCGGCGAGAUCAAGCACAAGGUGUUUGGCACCAAGAUCGAGCUCACGCUGCUCAACGGCACGCCCGGUCAGAAGUGGACCUCUUGGGGCUCCGAGCUGAUGGGGCCCGACGCGGCCGCCGCGCUGUCCGCCGCCGCCUCGAGCGCCCGUGUUCCUGCUACCUCGGACACGCCGACGGCGGCAGCAGCGGCACCGGCAGCAGCACCACCAGCGGUGGACAAGCCGCCGGCGUACCCGACCAGCGCCAAGGGCGGACCCAAGGACUGGGAGAAGGUGGGCGGCGAUGAUGCGGACGAGGACAAGGAGCAGGACGUCGACGCCUUCUUCAAGACGCUCUACCAGAACGCGGCGCCCGAGGCCCGCCGCGCCAUGAUGAAGAGCUACGUCGAGAGCAACGGCACCCACCUGAGCACCGACUGGGCCGGCGUCAAGGACGGCAAGGUGCCCACGCACCCACCCGACGGAGCCGAGGUGAAGAAGUGGUGAUUAGGGGGAGGGGAGAAACAGUGAUGGAGGGCUAGGGCGAUGAUUGGCUUGGGGCUGAGCGUUGAAUUUACCCGGCUGUUCUUGCUUUUUACAUCUUUUUCGCUUUUCGCGAAACAAAAGAAUGUGGCCCCUUGUCAUGGAGGGUGCUUUACAUGGAGCUCCGGCUGCAAUAUCGCAAUGGUCUCUACUUAUUAAUUCGUAGAAAUGCACCGAAAAAUAACAGACUGUUUUAUGUCAAUGAUGCGACA